Messenger RNA from Fonsecaea multimorphosa CBS 102226, 798 nucleotides. RefSeq lists its product as uncharacterized. The transcript has a single exon. The record is from RefSeq and is a predicted model, not a curated record. Lineage: Eukaryota; Fungi; Ascomycota; Eurotiomycetes; Chaetothyriales; Herpotrichiellaceae. Bases 1 to 798 code for a protein of 265 amino acids.
AUGGGUCUCUCAUCAUUCGAGAUUUUAGACAUCCUCGAGCUCCUCUUCUUUGUCCCUGCUCUGAUAGCUUCGGCUUAUGUCGUCUAUAAGCAGGGCAUCCGCAAACGACUCGGCUGGCGGUUUCUUAUCAUGAUAUGUCUGUUUCGGUUGGUUGGCGCCAUCACUUCUCUUAUCGCUGUCAGGCAUCCAUCCAGCGGCUUGACCAUCACGUACGAUGUCAUGAACAGCUUUGGCUUGUCGGCAAUCAUCUCAACAGCAUUGGCUCUCUUGGAUCGCGUCGAAGACGGCAUGGCAUCACACGGUCUGCACCACCAGAUAUUCCAACUCCUUCACCUCCCAAGUCUUGUCGGUAUCAUUCUCAGCGUUGUUGGGAGCACGGAUCUCUUCAGCGACAGUCAUUCUAACGUCUCGACCGGCUUCACCUUACUGAAAACCGCGAUUUGUCUUUUCUUGGUUGUGUUUGUCGCCGAUAUCCUCAUCACAGGACAUUGCUUUCUGAAGAUCAGUCACGUCUUGCCUGGCGAACGAGGCCUCUUGUUUGCAGUCGCCUUGGCUCUGCCCUUCAUGGCGGUCCGCAUGAUCUUCUCCCUCCUGUGCGUCUUCGCCAAUGACCCUAAAUGGUUCAGCUCUUGGAGCCUGGAGUGGACUGCCAUCCUUAUCCAUGCCAUAUUCGGCGUUCUGAUGGAGGCCAUCAUUGUCACGAUAUUCAUCGUGGCUGGGUUCAUCACGGCACCUGCAGCCCUGCCACUGGCCCACGAAGGCAAAGUGACUUACGCUCUGGGCGCCCGGAGUGUUUGA